AUGUGUUGUAAAUAUGUGAAUUUUAUUCAUAUUAAAAAUAAAUGGAGUGAAUUUAGUUGUAGAUGGAAAUGUUGUGAAAAUAAUUGUAUAAAUACAAACAACCCUGUUGGUAAUUGUAUUAAAGGAAAUGGAUGUGUAAAUUUAAUUAAUGACGAAAAUAUUAAAUAUUUAGUGGGGAAAAGUGGUUGUGAUAAGAGAGUUGUUGUUUACACAGAAAAUUCAUUCAAAAAACCACAAAAUUGUUUAAACUAUUCUUUAUAUUAUUUUGAAAUUAAAUGUAAAUUUGAAGGAAAGUUAAAUAAUUAUGGAAAAUAUAUGGUUAUAGGUCUUAAGACUUUAAGUACAAAUAAAGUAAUUAUAUAUUUUGCAAACAAUUCUACAAUAUAUAACGAGAAGUUUGAAGGAUUUAAACUUUCGAAGCUGUGCUUUAAAAAUAAAGAUAUUUUUGGGUGUGGAUUAGUUUAUCCUCCAGCUGAUAAAUUAAAUGAAGAAUUUCCCUAUGUUUUCUUUACACAAAAUGGAAAACAAAUUGGAAAAGGUGUAUUAUUAAACAAUAAUUUUGAAUUAUAUAAACCAUAUGUUGCUUCGAGCUGUUGUUCUGUUGAAGCAAACUUUGGAAACAAUUUGACGUCAAAACCAUUUAAAUAUGAUAUUUCAAAUCAUUUCAUUAAUAAAGAUUUUUAUUAA
Messenger RNA from Meloidogyne enterolobii, 687 nucleotides. Lineage: Eukaryota; Metazoa; Nematoda; Chromadorea; Rhabditida; Meloidogynidae. The record is from the annotation of a GenBank genome assembly.